This is a messenger RNA of Ricinus communis (castor bean), 1924 nucleotides long. RefSeq names its product catalase isozyme 2. Lineage: Eukaryota; Viridiplantae; Streptophyta; Magnoliopsida; Malpighiales; Euphorbiaceae. The coding region runs from base 144 to 1622 and encodes 492 amino acids. Gene Ontology annotation, molecular function: catalase activity; heme binding. Gene Ontology annotation, biological process: hydrogen peroxide catabolic process; response to hydrogen peroxide. The record is from RefSeq and is a predicted model, not a curated record. The transcript is spliced from 7 exons. Gene Ontology annotation, cellular component: cytoplasm; peroxisome; plasma membrane.
AAAGUGUUAUAAAUACAGACAGUGUUCAGCUCCCAUUUUCAACCCAACUCACUCUACUCACUGCAAUUGGGUGCUUCCACUAUCUUCCUAAACACUUUCUAAACUAGAACUCUCUUUCCCUCUGCCUCCCUCUCGGUAUCACAAUGGAUCCUUACAAGUUUCGCCCAUCAAGCUCUAAUGACACGCCCUUUUGGACUACCAAUGCCGGUGCUCCAGUUUCCAACAACAAUUCCUCCAUGACAGUUGGACCCAGAGGUCCAAUUCUUCUCGAGGACUAUCAUAUGAUAGAGAAACUUGCCAACUUUACUAGGGAAAGGAUUCCAGAGCGUGUUGUCCAUGCUAGAGGAAUGAGUGCUAAGGGUUUCUUUGAGGUCACCCAUGAUGUCACUGACCUUACAUGCGCUGAUUUCCUUCGUGCCCCCGGUGUUCAGACUCCUGUCAUUGUCCGUUUCUCCACUGUUAUUCAUGAGCGUGGCAGCCCUGAAACCCUCAGAGACCCUCGAGGUUUUGCUACCAAGUUUUACACCAGAGAGGGUAACUUUGAUAUAGUGGGAAACAACUUCCCAGUUUUCUUCAUCCGCGAUGGAAUUAAAUUCCCAGACGUGGUCCAUGCAUUUAAGCCCAACCCUAAGUCUCACAUCCAGGAGUAUUGGAGGAUCUUUGAUUUCUGCUCACACCAUCCUGAAAGUUUGAGCACUUUCGCCUGGUUCUUUGAUGAUGUCGGCAUUCCUCAAGAUUAUAGACACAUGGAAGGGUUUGGUGUUCACACCUACUGUCUAAUCAACAAGGCUGGAAAAGUUACCUAUGUCAAAUUUCACUGGAAACCCACUUGCGGUGUCAAGUGUUUGAUGGAUGAUGAGGCUAUUAAGGUCGGAGGAGCCAAUCACAGUCAUGCUACUCAGGAUUUAUAUGAUUCCAUUGCUGCUGGCAAUUUUCCUGAGUGGAAACUCAUGAUCCAGACAAUGGAUCCUGCGGAUGAAGACAAAUUCUCCUUUGAUCCACUUGAUAUGACCAAGAUUUGGCCUGAGGAUAUGUUCCCCUUGCAUCCAGUUGGGCGAUUGGUCUUGAACAGGAACAUCGAUAACUGGUUUGCUGAGAAUGAGAUGCUUGCAUUCAACCCUGCUCAUGUGGUUCCUGGAGUUUACUACUCCAAUGAUAAGUUAUUCCAGCUUAGGCUAUUUGCCUAUAGUGAUACUCAGAGGCACCGACUAGGAACAAACUAUCUACAGCUCCCUGUCAAUGCUCCUAAGUGUCCUUAUCACAACAAUCAUUAUGAUGGUUUCAUGAAUUUCAUGCACAGAGAUGAGGAGGUUGAUUACUUCCAAUCCAGAUAUGAUCCAGUCCGCCAUGCUGAGAAAGUCCCCAUUCCUAAUGCUAUCUGCAGUGGCAGGCGUGAGAAGUGUGUGAUUGAGAAGGAGGACAACUUCAGGCAACCUGGAGACAGGUAUCGAUCAUGGGCACCAGACAGGCAAGAAAGAUUCUUAUGCAGAUUGGUUAAUGCCUUAUCAGAACCGCGUAUCACCCAUGAAAUCCGCAGUAUCUGGGUCUCAUGGUGGACUCAGUGUGACAAAUCUCUGGGUCAGAAGCUAGCAUCUCGUCUUAAUGUGAGACCAAACAUCUGAAGAUGAAGAUGAAGAUGAUGAUAAUCAAACGCUGGAUGAUACAAGUUCUAAGAAAAGAGAUAAUAACAUAAAGUCUUGUUAAAUCUCCAGUUUGCUAUGUUGUAUAAUAAACAGAACUUAUUAUCUAGCAUGUCUCUUUUGACCAGACGCGCUUAUGUAUCCUGUCAUUGUCCAUAUUAAAGUUACUGCAUCAGUAUAGAUGCUAUCCUUGUAUUCCUCUGUUGUAAUGCUUUCUUUCUCCAUCCUUGUAAUGCUUAUUAUCUGAUUAAUCGGAUGCAAUCCGUACAUGUUUAAUUUGGUCA